UUUGUUGAUUCACUCGAAGAGUGAGAAGCAUAAUAUGGGCCAAGUAAUCAGUUUGAUAUCAAUCUUUGGUGAUACACCGUCAUAUUUACAUUAUUUGUACAAUACGAGUGAUUUUCUUUGGUACCUGGUUAAACUUAAGCUUUGCUCUGUCUGCAGCAAACUUGCAGGCAGCAGCUUCUCCCCCCUCGCUCACAUGCGUAAGUGCUGUCCUCAGCUAGUACCUGAGCUCAGGUCGUACCAAAAUUAGGGGGAAUUUACGACGGUGUGCAAUGUGCUUCGAAUGUUGUGUGUUGUUUUUGACAAGACCAAGAAAAAAGUCAGUCGAGACCAAGACCACGUAAAAGUUGUCUCAAGACGUCCAACUCUACUUGUACCUAAAAAAAGAAGAUUUAUACAUGACGCACGUGAAAAGACCUAGGAAAACCGAGUUGACAAUAAAAACGAUAACAAAAUAAUGCUGAAAACCGAUAAAAAACCCUGAAACCCAUGCAUUUCACAACCAAGCAUCAACUCUCACGACCGGGUACCAAACGACUCACGGACCAGUACCGGUCCGGGGGUUCGGGACCGCUGCUGUAGACUCUCGCCCAGGCUUGCCUGUGAAAAACUAGAUAACAGGGGACCAUCUUCUAGUGGAGAUGCAUUAUAACUCACCUGUGCAUUAUAAUAAAAGGUGUUGAUUGCAGCUGACAGUGUCUGCAGACUUUGAUAACUGUGACACCCUCGUGGUUAAUCAGAGGGAAAUCUGAGUCAGUGUGGAUUUGGUUGUACAGCUCUCACACAUACAACCUGAACUGCACAUUGUAAGUGUGAUGUUCUUCAAAUUUGAACAAAGUAAAAACUAAAAAACUUUGAAGUCAUACGAGCUAAUAUUUUAUUCACAAUGUUGAACUUUUACUACUUUUAUCCCCAAAAUGAGUUCACUUCAAAUAUUUACCACAGCAUAGCGUCCCCAGGCACCUGAGACGUUUGGCAGAUGGUGAAACUGUUUAUCUUUGUGAGGAGAAAGAAGUGAAAGCAGGCCGAAACCUCAGCACAUGGAUGACAUCAACCAAAAACAUCCAGCACCAGAAAGUAAAGAUGAGCCAGCGGCGAUCCCUGUGGAAAAGACUUUUCCUGCUAUGAAGCAGCCCAGAAGACGCAAGUGCGCCAACAGGGAGGACAGAAGCUUGAGCUGUGAUCAGUGUGGAAAGACCUUUACUCAGAUUGGUAGCUUAAAAUCACAUCAGCUGAUCCACAUCGGUGGGAAACCAUUCAGCUGUGAUCAGUGUGGAAAGUCUUUUACUCAGAUUGGUCACUUGAAAUCACAUCAAUUGAUCCACACCGGUGUGAAACCAUUUAGCUGUGAGCAGUGUGGGAAGUCUUUUACUCAAAUUGGUAGCUUGAAAUCACAUCAGCUAAUCCACACCGGUGUGAAACCAUUCAGCUGUGAUCAGUGUGAAAAGUCUUUUACUCAGAUUGGUAGCUUAAAAUCACAUCAGCGGAUCCACACCGGUGUGAAACAAUCACAUCAGCUGAUCCAUACCGGUGUGAAACCAUUCAGCUGUGAUCAGUGUGGAAAGUCUUUUACUCAGAUUGGUAACUUGAAAUCACAUCAGCUGAUCCAUACCGGUGUGAAACCAUUUAGCUGUGAUCAGUGUGGAAAGUCUUUUACACAGGUUAGUAGCUUGAAAUCACAUCAGCGGAUCCACACCGGUGUGAAACCAUUCAGCUGUGAUCAGUGUGGGAAGACCUUUACUCAUAGAUCCAGCUUAAAAACACAUCAGGUCGUCCACACUGAAUUUAAAGCUUUCAACUGUGAUCAGUGUGAAAAGUCUUUUACUCAAAAAGGUCACUUAGAGAGACAUUAUAUGAUCCAUGUUGGAGUUAAAUCAUUUAUCUGUGAUCAGUGUGGAAAGUCUUUUACUGGGAUUGAUAGGUUAAAAAUGCAUCAGCGCAUCCACAGUGGAGAGAAACCUUUCAGCCGCGACUAGUGUGGAUAAUCUUUUACUGGCAUUUGUCACUUAAAAUCACAUCAGCUCAUCCACUCUGGUACUAAAAAAAUUGUAUGUGGUCACUGUGGAAAGGCUUAAACUCAAAAGAAGGGCUUAAAAUCACAUCGGCUCAUCCAGUAUGGAGUUAAAUCAUUUGUAUGUGAUCAGUGUGGAAAGUCUUUCAUCCAUAACAAAAGUCUAUUGAGGCAUCAAAAGACCCACAAAGUGUCCUCCUGUGAGAAAAGGGGCAGACCAAUGGGACAUUACCCUGACGGGGUUCAUUUGAACACAGUGGGAGAAACAGGAGUUUGAACAAAAGUUCUUCUGGAUGCUGCGUCAAACUUAAAAAGCUUGAGAUCAGGCCUCACAGAAUUCAGCUUGUGUUCCAUUUUGUUUCAUGCAUUUAAUUGACUGGUGCAUCUUUGUUGUCUUAUAUUUUGGCAAAAGUUUAGCAAGUUAAACUUCACUGGCUGUGUCCACAAACAGCAUACAGACUUAACAUUAUUCCCAUCUUCUGAUAACAAGAAAAGGCUAAAUGUCAGAACAGUUCACCUUCUGGGUCAAACUAUCAGAUCCGUUACUGUUUAUUUGGCCAUUCAUCGUGAGGUAAUUAUCAGUGUCACUGCUGUGCCACUUCUGUUGCAGCUUACCAAUGUGCAAUGUGUUUUCAUUGGUCCCUGUUGUCUUACAGGAUGUGAGUCUGUUUUGAUUCAUGAAGAGACAAACCAUGUUUUUUUUUAUGUUGCACUGAAAAUAUUAUUACUGUAAGUCGUAAAUGUCUGUCAUUUAACCAGGCAAUAUGUAAACACAUUUACUUUAUCCUAUGAAUAAAAUGAAUUAAGAUGUAA
This is a messenger RNA of Pundamilia nyererei, 2821 nucleotides long. Its product is annotated as gastrula zinc finger protein XlCGF42.1-like. Gene Ontology annotation, biological process: regulation of transcription by RNA polymerase II. NCBI's taxonomy places the organism in Eukaryota, Metazoa, Chordata, Actinopteri, Cichliformes, Cichlidae. Gene Ontology annotation, cellular component: transcription regulator complex; chromatin; PcG protein complex. The record is from RefSeq and is a predicted model, not a curated record. The coding region runs from base 1038 to 1973 and encodes 311 amino acids. Gene Ontology annotation, molecular function: DNA-binding transcription factor activity, RNA polymerase II-specific; RNA polymerase II cis-regulatory region sequence-specific DNA binding. The transcript is spliced from 3 exons.